AGUCGGUCACCCAUAUAAUCGUCUGACGGCGUAACAUCGUGGACUCGAGCCAAUAGGGUUUGCCUGUGGCGUCGUGGAGGUGAUGACAUGCAUCUCCGGCCCCCAUCCUGGUUCUUAAAACGCGCAUAAGGCUCUCCGUAGGAAGGACUUCGGGAGAGCCUCCUUUCGCGCACUGGCUGACCCUUUAUAUAUUGAAAACCAGCCAGGGCCAUGCCGACUCGAUAUCACAGCCCUCUUCUCCCAGUAAGGCUAGGAAACAACAAUUUCGACUAACGGUAGAUUCAGCGAGAUGGGAAUCUCUAAAGAUGUCGGAGAGGUCCGGGACCAACAGACGACCAGCACACAGGAAAUUAUUGAUUUGCCGGAUUCCGAUUCCGAUGCCUCUCUCCAUGAUCCAGACUUUCUGGAUGGCGAAGGUUACACCAAGCUAUAUGAAGUCAAGACGCUGUAUGAAGGGGAAGAAGCCAGAUGCAGCUGUUGCAUCAACUGGGUUGAGGAGCCACCCGAGGACGUAGAGACAUCAGUCGAAGAAGAGGAAGAGAGCGGGAGACACGCCAUUCUUGUUCGUCUGCGGAGGAACCACGGCAGCGGGAAGAAGAUGGUUCUCCACUCGGUCGUCGUCCAGAACCCUGAUCUGAAAUCGCUCCUGGGCGAGGUGUUCAAGGAGUAUUCCGGUAUUACACCGACUCUUAAAAAGCUCGUGUUCAAGGCGCCAUUUCACUGUUUUUUCUACGAGUGGCAACGCCUCGACGAGAUGAUUGGCGAGAUCAAUAAACCUUUCUGCAACGUCAGCGGGCGGCUACUGCAAAAGAUCCUGGAAUCUGAGCUGAGGGCGACGAUCUCGCUGAGCAAAGAUCUCAACGGGAGUGGCGUCGUGACUUACGACCACCUCUGGACGAUCUUCAAGCCCGGCAUCGAUAUCUACACAUGCGAGGACGGUUACGACCACAUCUACAGACUCUCCAGGACAAUCUCGGACGAGUCGGGUUUCAACAGGUUUCAAUUGGUAGUGAGCGAGGUCGAUUAUAAUGGGAACGCCUUCGGAUUUCGGACGAAACAUAUCUCUCUCGACAGCUUUCUAGGCACCAAAAAGGUCCAGGACCUUGACGCCUUCCCGGCUUCUUACCACCCGAGGCUAGACGAAGUGAAGAAGACCCUCAAGAGGCGAGGCGAGAUGUUCAGGCAUAUCCAUCUCAAGCCAUACUACUACGGUGCCUAUAAGGGCCCUGUCAUCGACGGGAAACACAGACGUAAUAAUGUAGAGGGGAGGAUUGUCGUCGACCCCUCGUCGUAUGCGUCCUUCGCUAACAACUACAUCCAUCUCGAACCUUUUGAUUCCGGUUCCCUGAAACCAGGGGUAGACGUAUCCGAUCAGAUGCAUACCGCUACCCAGGCCUUUCCUACGCCAGGAAGCAUGGGACAAGGAGGGCCGGCGGCCGGGUACCCUCCCCACCUGCCUCCUCGGCCUCGGCCUCGGCCUCAGCCUCAGCCCAGGAGGAUGGUCCAUAGGCAUAUUACGGCCCAGAAUGUCGGAAGCGCCAAAUGGCCCGACCUCACCGAUGAUUUGCUGCAUUUAUGCAGUGCUAAAGUCCUCGGGUACUGCCUCAGGAUUAAGAAAUGGGCUGUAUUCUACAUCGACCACAUCAGGGAGAUUCAAUGGCAGGAUCGCGCAUUCGACGACCUCGUACUAGACGGGAGCUACAAGCGGCUGAUUACAGCUUUCAUAGAGAGCCACGUUGAGAAUAAGGAGAGAUUUGACGACAUGAUCGAGGGAAAAGGCCAAGGCAUCACGAUUCUUUUCGAAGGGCCGCCAGGGGUCGGCAAAACCCUCACGGCAGAAGCCGUGUCCGAGAAAUUUCGCCGACCUCUAUAUGCCAUGGGCGCGGCGGAGCUCGGGGCCAACCCGGAAUUAAUAGAAGAAAACCUGCUUAUGAUCCUUGAAGCAGCGGCGAAAUGGGACGCGGUGCUGCUGUUAGACGAGUGCGACGUGCUGCUUGCCAAGCGCAGCGCCGACAGCCUCGACCGCAACAGCAUCGUGGCCGUCUUCCUCCGGCUGCUCGAGUACUACCGCGGCAUGCUCUUCAUGACGACGAACCGGGUCCAGGCCAUCGACCCCGCCUUCCAGUCGCGCAUCCACCUGACCAUCAAGUAUCCCAGCCUCGACGCCGCCGCGCGCAGGAAGAUAUGGGAGCGCUUUCUCCUGCCUUCCUCCUCCUCCCAGGAGUCGGCCCUCCGGCACGAGGACUUCGCCGAGCUGCAGUCGUUCCGCCUCAACGGCCGCGAGAUCAAGAACCUCGUCAAGAUGGCCCAGCUCCUGGCCAGCCACGAGAAAGUCCCCCUCGCUAUGGACCACGUUCGCACCGCCUUGCACGUGACGAAAGCUAAUAGCGAGGAGCUUCUGUUGAAUACCGGAGAAGAUUGAGCUGGAAGGGCACGAAGACGCUUUGGGGUUUUGUGGCAACCCUCGCUAGUCAGGACCGGUAGAACAAGGUUAUUUGGUACAAAUCGAUAGUAUCUCGUUGCUUCUAAUUUACCUAUAUUCAAAUUUCAAUACCUCUACACACGUGUUACGAUGUAUAAAGCGGUAAUUUGGUACAACAUCACGAUAUAUUAGAGCCUAGGUGAAAUACUUGGUGCUGGGAUCAGACAAACACACAUUGGCCCCUUUUCCUGAUGCCAUCGCUACCGAACCCGUCAUCUGAUGCGUGUUUUGUGUCAUGUAGAGGGUAACACGCUUGAGAGUGACUGAUAGCCUGAUUGUACCUAUAUCGAAAAAGGAAACAGUGAUUAUACUAUUGUGAGUCGGUUGAUUAA
Molecule: messenger RNA, 2814 nt
Organism: Durotheca rogersii
Lineage: Eukaryota; Fungi; Ascomycota; Sordariomycetes; Xylariales; Xylariaceae
Product: P-loop containing nucleoside triphosphate hydrolase protein
Exons: 8
Coding region: 290-2422 (710 amino acids)
Molecular function (GO): ATP hydrolysis activity; ATP binding
Source: RefSeq, a predicted model, not a curated record